Pecten maximus is the source of this 4140-nucleotide messenger RNA. RefSeq names its product secreted frizzled-related protein 3-like. Gene Ontology annotation, cellular component: cytoplasm. Gene Ontology annotation, molecular function: Wnt-protein binding. The record is from RefSeq and is a predicted model, not a curated record. The coding region runs from base 375 to 1463 and encodes 362 amino acids. NCBI's taxonomy places the organism in Eukaryota, Metazoa, Mollusca, Bivalvia, Pectinida, Pectinidae. The transcript is spliced from 6 exons. Gene Ontology annotation, biological process: canonical Wnt signaling pathway; non-canonical Wnt signaling pathway.
CCUCGACACGCCCCCAUCACAAGUUUUGAAUGAGUUACUAAACUCACACGUGGUGUAGACCGCUAAUAUAUAGGCUUUAAAUAUGAAAACUCAAGACAUUUCAAUAUAUAAUUGCAGAAGUUGAUGAAGACGAAUAUGGAUGUAACAUCUAGAGAUUACGUAUUGAGUAUGAUAUCAUAACAUAGGCGAACUAUAGUCUUUGUAAUGGACAUGGUAUUUUCAUAUUGUAAACAAUAUUGAAAUACCUUCUAUGGCAUUUUGGAAAACUAAAAACUAUUCUGAAGUGUUUUCAUUUAAAAGCAAAACAUAUUUUCACUAGGAUUUGUCUAGGAUUGUAUUUUACUAGAAGUUUGUGACAUCGGUGUAUUAAAACAAUGACAAUGGGAUAUUCACAUAGAAAACUACAAUUAGAUAUGGUCUUCUUACUACUACUGUGGAGUCCAGCUGUAUUUGGACUAGUGUUUAACAGACGGGCUGAGACGUGUGAACCAAUACAGAUUCCUAUGUGCCAAGGGAUGCCAUAUAAUAUGACCAGAAUGCCCAAUCUGCUUCAUCAUAGUUCUCAAGAAAAUGCAAAAUUAUCUAUUGAACAAUUUGAAAAAUUAAUAGAAAAAAAUUGUAGCGACGUUCUUUUAUUUUUUCUAUGUGGCAUGUACGCUCCUAUAUGUACUGUGAACUUCCAGCCGGAACCUAUCCCCCCAUGCUGGAGUGUGUGUGACCGCGCUCGUACGGGGUGUGAACGUAUAAUGAAUGAGUAUAAUGUAUCGUGGCCGGAUAAUCUUGACUGUGACAAUCUUCCUCGGUAUGACAGUGGAGUAUGUGUCUCACCUGAAGCCAUCGUCUCAUCUCUUCCAGACCGUGGACAGGCAACCCCCGAGCCGGUUAGAAAAACCAAUGGCAACAAGCCUGAUAGAGGUGCGACCAAUAAGACUCGAAAGAAAGGCGGCUGUCAUUGUACAAAGCGACCGAGGCUAAAGAAGAGACUCUUUAAAAAAGGAAAAUUUAAUUUUGCAAUACGAGCGAGAAUUCUCGGACACGACACUGCAAAUACGAUCAAUACGGUGACAAGAGUAAGCGUCAUCAAAGUCCUUAAGAGCACACGUGUACACAUUAUUGAAAACAAUGGGAUCGAGCUAUGGACCAAUUCUACUUGUGUAUGUCCGAAACUGCUUCGUCGGAAGGAAUACCUCAUUAUCGGUUACGACGACCCCGCCACCCAACGACUCCUCUUCUUUGAUAAUUGCUUUGCUACGAAGUGGCAGAAACGAUGGGAAAAAAGAAUAGCGAAAUGGACCAAAAAGAGAAGAACAUGUAGAAAGAAGAAACGCAAAAACUGCCGAAUGAACCGGAACAAAAAUAGAGUGAAUAACACAGGUAAUAACCAAAACAGCGGCAGGAAUCGAGGACGGGAGAACCGCCGGAACCGGAAAAAGAAUAGAAUAAAUUCUACGUCUACGACAUAAGUCAAUUUGCGACAAGCACGGAGUAAACACUGUAUAUGUGAGAUAAAAUGCUUCUGAUGGAACACUGACUAUACCUGUUCAAGGCUUCUUCUCACCGGUAUCAGUGUUGUCAUGAGUCAACAUCCGCUGAUCACCUCCGUUGAACUUCGACGAACUUUGGAGAUCUACGGCUAUCUUCGAUAAUGUUCGGCAACCUUGACCGCCCUAUUGGUUGCGGGAAGGUUAUGUUUAUAAAAAAAAAACUUUGUCCUUGGACAAAUAAAGACCCCAUACUGUGAUAUAGAAACAUUUAAGCCAUGUUUGUUUUGUUCGUAACUAUCUGUGGAUUUAUUGCUGAAUAGUUUGACCGGUACGUUUAUGAUGCAGACUCACAUCACCUUGGCGAUCAUACAACUCUACUUGUGUUAUGUAUCUAUCCGUAUGGCGGGUCUGACGCCACAUUGGACUCGUAUUUGGGCCUUACGACAUGCAUUGUGUUAAAUACCUCGUUAUCGCGAUCUUUGGUCUAAUGGACAGUUAUCGUUUAAGUAUCCUCACCUGAGUAUAUCAUGUUCCUCGUAUUUCUCGAAGUAUUUUAAGAUCCUACUGAUGCAUAUUUCACUCCAUUGUGAAUUUCUUUCUGGUACAGGAUUUUUUCGAGGGGAAAUUUAAGUAAUUUAUAGAAAUUAAACUUUCUUUUUGAAACUUGUAUCGGUUUAUGUUGAUAACAAGCUAUUUUUAGAAUGCUAAGGUUUCGAAAUUAAUUAUGUUGGAAUGUAUCAGGUAAAAAUUUACCUGGAAUCCAUAGUUUGAAUUUUACAUAUGUAUGAGUCCAGCUUUUGUAUGAUAUCAGUUUUCAACUAUGAUGACCGUUAUUGCUCGCUGUUUAGUAGUUUAGUGCCAUUGACGAUUACAUCUGAUGAUUUGAAAAUGUUUUAUUUUUGCAUGAUAUACAAUUACAUUUAAUUGCUUGCGCAUUGUUAUCCUUCUGUGCUGCGUGUUAAGUUUCUCAGACUUAGCUGGAACUGAAAAAAAGCAACAACAAAAAUUGUAAUGUAGAUAUCAAACCAACAACAAAAACUGUAAUGUAGAUAUCAAACCAGGAUUUUUCAAGCUGCUCCAGUCUCACGUGCUGUUCUUAGUACGUAUAUGUUUAAAAUAAACCACUUUUCAAUGCUUUAAUAUGAUUUGAAAUGAAUUGGCUCUUACAUUUUAAAAGUAGUUUUUUUCAUGCGGCUGAACAAUGAGAUCAUGAAUAUACGUUUUGUAUAAUGUAUGGAUUAUUAAGAAGGAUAAAUAUGUAUCAAUCGAUCGGAAUGUCAGAUAUGUAUGAUACUACGCUUUGCUUUAAUGUAGAAAAGUCCGUACUAUGAUCUAUAAAUAGAUUUUGACAGGACAAAUAUGAAUAAUAUAUAGAGCUAUCCACAUAUAUGCAUUUGUACAUGAAUUUGUCAUCAAUCGACAAUUCCUGGUGUUGUAUAAGGUUGAAGUUCAGAGCUACUGCAUUUACAUAUAUGUUUGUCGCUGAUUCUUGAAAGUGACAGUGCAUGCCAUUGGCAGUUGUUUGUUUGUUUCCAAAUGGAAAAAUAAAAUGUCACAUUCUACAUCAUCUUAAUAAAUGAAGGAUACUAAUUACUUAAACUUAUCUUUGACAGUAUUUUGAAAGCAAUCUGAAAACAUGAUACGUCGUAUUGUGCGAUAGCCUUAACCUUUAUGAAGAAGAUAUAGAUAAUGUGAUUUUAGAUUGAUAUAUAUAUAUUGAUUAUACAAUGAAAUUGAAAAUUAUUUAUUACUGAAUGGCUAAGCAUAUAGAAUGAAUUUCUAUAAGGCAUUAGAGUUGAUUCCAAGAUGUUGAUUCCUAUAAUAUAUCGUGUCUUUGGUGUUUCUACCAUGUUGGACUGAGAUAGUAGAAUGUGUUUUGUAUACUCUGUAAUGUAUAACGGUAUAAGUCGAUGUAAAUAUAAUGUGUAUAUAUUUAUUUGCUCACUGAUAGAAGAUGGCGUAUAACGUCUGUCGUUUGUUCAUUUCCUAUUUUUUUUUAAAUCUUCUUGUCAAGAACCGGACGGAUAUAACAAACCCCAAUCAAACUGUUGUCAGAGGGGGGCUUACCGAGGAAAGGUAGGCCGUGAAGAUUGGCGGAAUUCUAAGGUUUAAGUAGUACAGAGUUGUUCUUGAAGAAAAGUAACUGCCAUGUGGCCUUUUUAAUAGUGUUAUAUACAUACAUAUAUAUAUAUAUAUGAUGUAUUGUUGAUACUAGAUAUAACGGGAACUAGAAUGAGUUACUUUAUAGGAGCUAUAGCAUUCAUAUAUCCUUACAUGAUUUGAGGGGUCAUGGGAAAUAUGAAAUAGAUACUCAACGGUGUUGAAAGUGAUGUUGGCAAUACCAGCUUUGGCCGAAUAUAUAUAUAUAUUGUCAGGGGUAGUAAAUAAUCAAAAGAAAUGAAUGAAUAGUGUUUUUUUGGAAUACACCGAAUUAAACAAUUAAAUGUUUCAUCUCUUCUUCAGUAUGAUGUUACUGUAUAUUGAGGUAACAGCUUUGUUAAGUUAUAUGUUGGUACGUUGUAAGUAAGGUCUGUCCAGUUUGAUGUUAUCCAAUAUCAUUACCAGAGGAGCGAUGUCGGCGCAGAGAGCGUCUUGUUGCAAUAUACCAUUUGUUUCUGUUGUACAAAUCGAUGAAAUAAAUAUUAAUAAAAUAACA